Messenger RNA from Oryza sativa Japonica Group (Japanese rice), 1668 nucleotides. RefSeq lists its product as uncharacterized. NCBI's taxonomy places the organism in Eukaryota, Viridiplantae, Streptophyta, Magnoliopsida, Poales, Poaceae. The record is from RefSeq and is a predicted model, not a curated record.
GAGCACCUCACGCACGCGCUCCCCUCCAAGCCCUAAACCCAUUCCCCACCACCAUGCGAGCCAUCGGCGCCGCCGCCGCCGCCGCGAGGCGGCACGCGCACCUCCCCACCUCCUACUCCGCCGCCUUCUCCUCCUUCUCCGGCAUCGGCGGCGGCGCCGGGCGCGGGCGUGGGCGCGGCCUCCCGCCCUCCGCGACGCCGCCGCGCGCCCCCGGUAGCCCCGUCCCGGACGACGACGACGGCGGCGGCGCGGAUCCCUUCUCCUCCCCGGCCCCCAUCGGCCGCGGCCGCGGGGAGGCCGUGAUCCCGUCGGUCUCGUCGCCGCCGCUUCCCGGCGCCGGCCGCGGCCGUGGAUCGCCGCCGCCCCUCGGUGAGGUCGCCCCCAAGCAACCGGUCCCCGCCAAGCUGUUCGACGCGCCGGCCGCCGAGGCCUCGUCCUCCGAGCCACCGCCACCGCCGCCGCCGCGCACGCUCCCUUCCGCUGGCGCUGGCCGCGGCGUGCCGCGGAUGCAGCAGCCGCCAGUGGAGAUGCCGCAGGAGGAGAACCGAUUCAUCCGACGCCGCGAGGAGAAGAAGAAGGCCGCGUCGGCGGCGCGUCCCGCUCCCAGCGGGCAGCCGAAGCUGUCGCCCGAGGACGCCGUGAAGCGCGCCAUGGAGCUCCUGGGCGGUGGCGGCGACGACGAUGGCGGGCGUGGCGGCAGGGGUCGUGGUGCCCGUGGUAGGGAGCGCGGGCGCGGCAGGGGACGUGAUGGCGGCCGCGGCCGCCGCUCUGCUGAUAUGGAGGAGAAGCAUGGGAUCUACUUGGGGGACAAUGCCGAUGGCGACAGACUCCAGAAGCGGCUCGGCGAGGACAAGAUGAAGAUUUUUAACGAAGCGUUUGAUGAGGCCGCAGAUAACGCGCUGCCAGACCCGAAGCAGGAUGCAUAUCUGGAGGCUUGUCACACCAAUAACAUGAUCGAGUUUGAGCCAGAGUAUCAUGUGAAUUUCAAUAAUCCAGAUAUCGAAGAGAAGCCACCUAUGUCAUUGGAGGAUAUGCUACAGAAGGUGAAGCCAUUCAUAGUUGCGUAUGAGGGCAUCCAGAACCAGGAGGAAUGGGAGGAAGCUGUGAAAGAUGUAAUGGCAAGGGCACCCCAUAUGAAGGAGCUGAUAGAUAUGUACAGUGGCCCUGAUGUUGUAACUGCAAAGCAACAAGAAGAAGAGCUGCAAAGAGUGGCCAACACUCUCCCAGGAAAUAUACCCUCUUCAGUAAAGCGGUUUACUGAUAAAACUCUACUGUCUCUUAAGAACAAUCCAGGCUGGGGUUUUGACAAGAAAUGCCAAUUCAUGGACAAGUUUGCUCGUGAAGUUUCAGAGCUAUACAAAUAGAAAACUCCCAUACACUGUUGUAAGAUCUCACUUAGCCCCAGGAAGAUUUUGUGGUUUAUUUUUUCUAUUUUGAGAAAAGUGAGGUUUUCUUUAGUCUGUGCACUUCUUUUCCUUUGUAUUGGUAUGCUAAUUAGAUAAAUAAAAUCACUGAUAAACAUGUACAUUUCUUUUGGGAGAUGUUUACUUGGGUGCUCUAGUAUGAGAUCUGCUAUGAUCUCAGCCCUUCAAUUCCUGGGCCAUCCAAACAACGCUGAUUGCAACUCCCCUACCCUUUUUGUUAAUAUUUUAAGUUCUUAAGGUGCUA